AUGGGUUCAUUGGGCUCCCUGACCUCACCAAGCUCUGAAGGCUCACCCGGAUCGGGGUAUUUUGUAGAUGGCAACCCAUGUGACUUUGAUCCAGAGUGGUGGGAACCAGGCACGCUGCCAAAGCGGCAUCCCGAGACGCACCUCGAUGUGUUGAUCGUAGGUGCUGGUCUGGCCGGGUUGAUGACGGCUUUGGAGUGCUGGCGGCGCGGGCACAACGUGGUCGGCAUUCUGGAGCGAAGCCAUGGGCCAGUCUAUGCGGGUGCGUUUCUCCCCUCUCAUUCCAACCACCAUUUCAUUCGAGGAGCUGACGUCCUGACUUUCGGUCGGCCUGCAGGAGACAUCAUCGUCAUCGGCCCAUCGGCCACCGCGGCAUUUAGACACUGGCCCGACAUGAUGCGCGAGCUCGAAGCAGACCAACACGACAGCACCAUGUCAUACUACACGCACAACGGCGAGCUCAUCCUCGGGCCCACGCAGCUCGGAUUCAACGAUCCAAAGUACAUGGCGGAGCGAGAGGGUCAUCCCGUCACGGCACCGCAUCAGGUGCGGAGGAAGUUCUUCCAAAUGCUGUUACGCCAGGUCGCCCGCGUGGGCCUGCGAGUCGAGUACGGCCAACAGGUCGAGCGCUAUUUCGAGGACGAGAUUGCGAGGGUUGGCGGCGUGAUCACCAAGAGCGGCACGAUCCGCGUGGCCGACGUGGUUGUCGCCGCCGACGCGAACAAGACCAAAUCGGCCCUCUUGAUCGCGGGAUCCCACGCGCCGACGCAGUCCGCCGGCAUGUCCGUGUACCGCACGUCCAUGCCCACGGAACUCGCCAUGCAGAACGACGCGUUUAGAGCCCGAUGGGGCGCCGCGAUUGCGCGGAACGAGAUCUCGCACGAGUUCUGGACCGGCCCGGGCAUCCACAUGGGCCUGGUGGUUUCGCCAGAGUUCACGGCCUACGGGAUCACCCCGCGCGACAGCACCGUGCACAACGGGGGCAUUCAGCCGAUCGAGUCGUGGAAGCCGGACGUCGACCCGGCGGAAGUCAUAAAGGUGCUUCAGCGUCUGCCGGACUGGGAUCCCGCCGUUCUAGGUUUGGUGUCUGCGACGCCCAAGGGCCGGAUCAUCCACUGGCCGCUCCUCUGGCGCAACUUGCGGCGCGAGUGGACCUCCAAGGGCGGCCACGUCGUGCAAGUCGGCGAGGCCGCGCACAGCAGCUUGCCCGCCUCAGCCAGCGGGGGCACGCUGGCCAUCGAAGACGCCGUGACCCUCGCGGCGUGCUUGCAAUUGUCUUGCGCGGGUGGCGGCGGCGGUCGCGACGGUGGGGGUGGUGGCGCAAGACGCGCACCCACAGGCACCCGGAUCUACAACCUCCUCCGCUACGAGCGCGUCAGCUGUGCGCAAAAGAUGGCCUUCGUGAACGCCGAAGCGUUGGGUGAUGCGAACAUGGCCGAGAUCAGGCGCCACCCUGAAAAGAUCCGCGUGCGGUUCCCAGAGUGGCUGUUCCAUCAUGACCCGGAGGAAUACGUGUAUGAAAAGUAUGGGCUGGCUUUCGCGCACGUCGUGCUUGGGCGGGACAAGUUUGUGAAUACGAAUCUGCCGCCCGGUCACAAGUUCAGGCCGUGGACGAUCGAGGAGGUGAGGGAGGAUGCGAGGAGUGGGAAGCGCGUCGAGGAUCUUUUGGAUGGGGAUUGGUCUUAG
This is a messenger RNA of Cladophialophora yegresii CBS 114405, 1683 nucleotides long. RefSeq lists its product as uncharacterized. The coding region runs from base 1 to 1683 and encodes 560 amino acids. Gene Ontology annotation, molecular function: FAD binding; monooxygenase activity. The record is from RefSeq and is a predicted model, not a curated record. Lineage: Eukaryota; Fungi; Ascomycota; Eurotiomycetes; Chaetothyriales; Herpotrichiellaceae. Gene Ontology annotation, biological process: secondary metabolite biosynthetic process. The transcript has a single exon.